CAAAACGUAGAAGAGAGGACCAUUUUGUCAUAAUAAUAUUUUGGGUUGCAACUUGAAACUAAUACUACGACUCUCUCUGUCCCGCACAUUCAUCUUAAUGCACCAAGCUUGCUAAAUGUCUCUUAGUUCCUUGUUUUUUAGUGUGUAUCUUCCUCGAAAAAUGUAUGUAUGAACCCUAUUUACUUUAUAUUCUUCCAUAAUCCUUUUUAUUUUCUUCCUUAAAACUGUUUUAUCCCACAAAUACUUCAUAUUUUCACUAAUAGAUUGAAAGUAACUAAAAUGAGAACUACUCGAAGAGGAAGGCGUUCUGAGGCAUUUUGGCCAUCAUUAGUGAUGAAGAAAUGGCUAAAUAUUAAGCCUAAGGAGUAUGAAUUUAGCGAGGAUGAUUUUGAUACGGAGACUGAGAGUGAAGAUGAUGCAUUAUCUUGUAAGGAUUCCAAACUCAACGAUGCUGAGGAUCGUUUCCAAAUUACUCAAGAGAUCAAAUCCAUGUCCACAAAUCAGAUUUCAGACAAACCUGCAGAAUGUAAUCAGCUAAGACACAGAAGAGGAAUUUCUGAAACCCUGCGAGUUCAGUACAUAAAAACUAAAGAUGUGAGAGUGACAAUAGGAACAUGGAAUGUGGCUGGUAGACCACCAUCUCAAGGUCUAGAAAUAGAUGACUGGCUUUGCAUGGAGGAACCAACAGAUAUCUACAUUAUUGGUUUCCAGGAAGUAGUCCCUCUAAGUGCUGGAAAUGUACUAGGAGCAGAGGAUAACACCCCAAUACCGAAAUGGGAAGCACUAAUCCGUAAAACCUUGAACAAGACAUCUGAAUCCGAAGCUGACUACAAAAGCUUUAGUGCACCACCAUCUCCGAUUUUAAGGACAUCAUCAACUCUCGAUGCACUUGUAGACGAUAUUCAUAUUCCUUCACUCGAGUUUCCUACUGAUGAAUCUAUACCGAAAUCAAACCUUGAACUUGACGUCAAUGAACUUAAACUAAAGGGAAAAUACAGUGAAGAAAUGAAAUCCUUAACAAAAAGAAUUUAUGGUAUAGAUAGUGACAGAAGAAUAGAUAGACCAGCUCUUUCGUCUAAAAAGUUGAGGCGCGUACUAAGCAGUUCUGGAAUGGCAACCGGAGUUUCCUGGUUGGAUAAUCCUUUAGUUUUUGAUCCUAACUUGAUACCUAAUAAUGGUGGGUUGAAAAGGAUUCACCCGAGUUUUGCUAAUCUGAUUGACGAACAGACCGACAGACCUGAAGAGUCUGCUGAUUCUGCUACUUCGGAUGAUGCUUCUGAUGGGUUUUCUGCAGAAGAAGAUGAUUCUUUUUUCGGUUUACCAGAUGAGAAUUUAUCGACUGCCACAGAUAGCCGCGCAAGGCCCAAGUAUGUUAGAAUCGUCAGCAAGCAGAUGGUCGGAAUAUAUAUAUCAGUUUGGAUUCGGAAGAAGUUAAGGAGGCAUAUAAGUAACCUUAAAGUUCUUCCUGUUGGUGUUGGACUUAUGGGUUAUAUGGGAAACAAGGGAUGUAUAUCUGUAAGCAUGUCGCUCUAUCAGUCGCGCCUAUGUUUUGUUUGCUCGCAUCUUACAUCGGGUCACAAGGAUGGAGAUCAACACAAGCGCAAUGCUAAUGUUCAUGAAAUCCUUAGACGUACUCGGUUCUCACCCAUCAUUGAUAAUAACCAACCUCAUAACAUUCCGUCUCAUGAUCAAAUAUUUUGGUUUGGUGAUUUGAAUUAUCGUCUCAAUAUGACCGACUCUGAGAUCAGAAAGCAUGUAGCUAACAAACAGUGGAGUGAGCUUCUAAACAAUGAUCAGUUAACAAAAGAGCUUCGCAGUGGACGUGUAUUCGAUGGAUGGAAGGAGGGAAUAAUCAAUUUCCCUCCAACAUACAAGUAUGAAAUCAAUUCGGAUAGAUAUGUGGGUGAAGACCCAAAAGAAGGGGAGAAGAGAAGAUCACCAGCAUGGUGUGACAGAAUACUCUGGUCAGGAAAGGGCAUAAAGCAACAUUUCUACAGAAGAUCAGAAAUAAAAAUAUCGGAUCAUCGCCCUGUUAGUUCCUCGUUCUCAGUUGAUGUUGAAGCUUUAGACCCUCGAAAGCUUCAAAGGACUCUUCAUUACAACACUGCAGCAAUACAUCCUGAAGUUUUUCCUGAUGAGGAUGACAUGUAUAAUUAUCCCCAAUAACAGGUGAACAUUAAACAAUGUUUAGAGAAGACUAAUUAAUAUGACAGAUCAAUCAUCUGAAUUUAUACAUUGAUCUCCUGGGAUUCAAGGUUGAAAAUUCGAUAUUUUUCGGGUGAAUGAAUGAUCUUUGUUGUGGAUAAAUGCAUAUUGUACUGGCAUUUUUCAUGGCUCUUGAAUCCUGAUCAAGAAAAGUUUAUUACCAUGAUCAUUAUCAUAUACUUUUAUUAAAAGUGUGGAUUAAUUGUGAGAUAAUCAUGUAAUGGUUGAUUAUAAAUAACUAUAUAUAUAAUUAGCAGUUGCUAUUUAUAGCAGUCAGAAAAUGUACAGGGAAAUUUAUAGAAAUUCUUUGUUUAGAAAGAAGAUGAAUAUAGUGUACCUCAGCAGGGAGUGCAUCAGUUUUGUAAAAUGUGUGUUACUUGUGUGAGCUUGUGGAAUAAAUAUGUUUGUUCUUUAUUUGA
This is a messenger RNA of Amaranthus tricolor (Joseph's coat), 2624 nucleotides long. Its product is annotated as type I inositol polyphosphate 5-phosphatase 2. Gene Ontology annotation, biological process: phosphatidylinositol dephosphorylation. Gene Ontology annotation, molecular function: inositol-polyphosphate 5-phosphatase activity; phosphatidylinositol-3,4,5-trisphosphate 5-phosphatase activity; phosphatidylinositol-4,5-bisphosphate 5-phosphatase activity. The transcript is spliced from 11 exons. The coding region runs from base 280 to 2166 and encodes 628 amino acids. Lineage: Eukaryota; Viridiplantae; Streptophyta; Magnoliopsida; Caryophyllales; Amaranthaceae. The record is from RefSeq and is a predicted model, not a curated record.